Messenger RNA from Amoebophrya sp. A120, 390 nucleotides. The record is from the annotation of a GenBank genome assembly. NCBI's taxonomy places the organism in Eukaryota, Dinophyceae, Syndiniales, Amoebophryaceae.
AUGGCUUUCAAGAAGUGCGCGAAAGUCGCCGGCGUUGCUGCCUCCCUUGGGGGGGGGGUGUCCGCGGCGACGAAGAAGACAAACACCGCGACGCAUGUGUGGAGCGGCAGCGAAAAGGCGGAUCCGGCGGUGGCGUUGCAGUCCCAGGACCAGAACCUGGGUCGCGGUUGUUGUUUUCUCGAUAAAGUGGUAUGGCCAGAUUGCGUAGACGACGGGGUUUGCGGUUUCAAGUGCAACGGACGAGAAGAAGAUGCCUGUAGAAAUGCUGCGUCCUGGAAGGCGGGAAAUUUUUGCAAGUGGGGGUGGGUGCGCGACGGCGGCCCCGACGAGGAGUGCGCGAUGACGACAACGAGCACACCGUAUCCGGUGCCGCACUUAAAUUUGUAUUAA